Molecule: messenger RNA, 1923 nt
Organism: Phytophthora infestans T30-4
Lineage: Eukaryota; Oomycota; Peronosporomycetes; Peronosporales; Peronosporaceae
Product: alkylated DNA repair protein alkB 8
Exons: 3
Coding region: 1-1923 (640 amino acids)
Biological process (GO): tRNA wobble uridine modification
Cellular component (GO): cytoplasm; nucleus
Molecular function (GO): S-adenosylmethionine-dependent methyltransferase activity; tRNA binding
Source: RefSeq, a predicted model, not a curated record
AUGGACGAGGACAGCGAGUACGCUCUGACAGACUUCGUGGUCGAUGAGCAGCCCAGCAGCUUCCUGAAGCUCACAAUGAGUCGCCGCAUCAAGGACAAGAUGAUCGCACAGCCUAAACUCGUCCCGUACCUCGUACUGCUGCUGCAAUCCGAGUCUACUGCGAGCUCAAACACUUUCGAUGCCAAUUCCAUCGUUAAGCGCGUGCUUUAUGGCACUGGGUCACGUCGCGUAGUGCUCUUGGAGUUGUGCGACAAUUCUGUAGCUCAGAAGUUGCGUGACUUUCUCCAUGAGAAGCCUUGUGAGCUGCUAGGUCGACGUCCCAUGUACGCAGACUUCGCGAUACCCCGCAAAGAGCAGGAAGCACGCGAUCGCCUGCUGAGAGUGCACAACGUGCAACGCAAUUCAGGUCCUCCGGGACUAAGAGUUCCUGGAUUGAAGUUCGGGGCAGAGUUCGUCACUGAAGCGCAAGAAGCUGCUUGUUUGGCUUUCUUUGAGCGGGAGAAUGGAGCUCAUUGGGCCAACACCAUCCGCGCGAGACAGGUGCAGCACUUUGGCUACGAAUUUAACUACGAUACACGAAGGUGUGACCCGGAUCAGCCCAUGAAAGAACCCAUCCCAGAGGUGCUGCAGCCCGUAAUCGAUAAGAUUGUAGAGUGCGGAAUCAUGGACGGCGACAGACCGGACCAGAUCACAGUGAACGAAUAUCUGCCAGGACAAGGAAUUGCCUUCCAUUUGGACACCCACUCAGCGUUUACAACGACAAUAGCAUCGCUAAGUAUUUGCAGCGAAGUGGUUAUGGACUUCCGACAUCCGGAUGGUGUUCGAAAUGAAGGCGUGCUGCUGCCAGCUCGUUCGCUGGCUGUAAUGAGUGGGGCUAGUCGCUACAAGUGGGAACACGCUAUCGUCCCGCGUACAUUCGAUGUGAUAGACGGGAAACAGAUCCCUCGACAGCGUAGAGUGAGUAUUACGUUCCGGAAGAUUCACUCGGGUCCGUGUGAAUGCUCGUUCCCGAAGUACUGCGAUACUCCGGAACGAGAUGGACAAGAAGAUGCUCAGGAAGAGGAACUAGACCCUAGUUCGCAGACGACCAGUCUGGCGCCUACUGCAAUGGAGAAACAGUACGUUCAUGAGUUUUACGAGACGGUAGCUGCGCAUUUCAGCAGCACGAGGCAUAGUCCGUGGCCGAGAGUUGCUCAGUUUGUAGCAUCACUGCCGAGUGGAUCGGUAGUCGCUGAUCUCGGCUGCGGCAACGGCAAGUACAUGAAUUGGCGGCUUGUAAACAUCUGUGGGGACAGAGGUCUUGAUGCGAUGGUGUGCGAUGCCCUAGCGGUUCCGUUGCGGUCGAACUCGUGCGAUGCUGCGCUGUCGAUCGCUGUACUUCACCACCUCAGCACACUAGGACACCGCCUGGCAGCGGUGAAGGAAGUGUUGCGUGUUCUACGUGUGGGUGGACGUGGAAUUAUCUACGCAUGGGCACAUGAGCAGAUGAAGGGCUCUCGUCGUCGGUUUGAGGAUGGGCGACAAGACUUCAUGGUACCCUGGAAUCUUGACAAGCGCUUUGCAUUCUCCAGUGAAGCAUAUUCGGUUGAGACUGUUGGGACAGACAGAAAGGAGGCCCAUAAGAACCCAAGCGAAGAUGGAGAUGACGAGACGACCACGAAGGUGCAAGAGCCCGUGGUUGUACAGAGAUAUUGCCACAUGUUCAAACAAGGCGAGUUGGAAAAACUAGUGGAGCUUGCAGGUAAUGCCAAGGUGGAAGAGAGUUACUACGAUGAGUCCAACUGGGUUGUGAUUCUUCGACGUAUGCCAGGUCCGAUGGUGUGGGCAUUGGCGUGGCCCGCUGCAAUCAUCGAGGUCAACAAGUCUCGACUUGCCACGCUGCCAAAGGCAUUGCUUGACUUGCGUCGUAGCGGGGAUAGCUGA